Spinacia oleracea (spinach) is the source of this 1274-nucleotide messenger RNA. RefSeq lists its product as uncharacterized. The transcript has 2 exons. Bases 193 to 900 code for a protein of 235 amino acids. NCBI's taxonomy places the organism in Eukaryota, Viridiplantae, Streptophyta, Magnoliopsida, Caryophyllales, Amaranthaceae. The record is from RefSeq and is a predicted model, not a curated record. Gene Ontology annotation, cellular component: cytoplasm. Gene Ontology annotation, biological process: rRNA base methylation. Gene Ontology annotation, molecular function: rRNA (uridine-N3-)-methyltransferase activity.
AAAGGUACAUAGAUUCGGGUGAAAGAUGAUGUUUACGAUACGAUACAUGCAUGUAAUUUAACUUUAACUGUUGACUGACUGAAGUCGGGGAAUUUGUUGAGUCAUCAAACACAAAAUAUUCGAAUCCUGAUACAGUGAAGUGACACUGAUACUACUGGUCUUUUUCUCUUCCUUUUCAAAUUUGAAAGGACAAUGCCAAUUCCCAAGAUUACAGAGGAGGAAGAAGAAGAAGUAGAGACGGAAUCUGAUGGAGAAGAGACCGAUAGUGAGAGUGAAUGGGAACAAGGAGAGAAAUCGAUAACACAUUACACAUCAUCACAUAAGAUACUAUUAGUAGGAGAAGGAGAUUUCUCAUUUGCUCUAUGUUUAGCAAGAACAUUUGAGACGGCAUACAACAUGGUCGCCACAUCUCUCGAUUCUCUCGAAAUCUUAGGAAAGAAAUACAACAACGGAAUACAGAACGUGAGGGAAUUAGAAGAAAGGGGGUGUAUUGUGUUACACGGGGUUGAUGCGACUCAAAUGAGCCAACAUUACUUCUUGUCUACUCAGAGGUUUGAUCGUAUUAUCUAUAACUUCCCUCAUGUCGGGUUUAUGUUUCCUGAAGAUAGUGUUUGUCAAAUCAAGCUGAAUAAGGGGCUGGUAAAAGGGUUUUUAAUGAACGCGAAGAAGUUGCUGGUAAUGAAGGAAGGGGAGGUACAUGUUAGUCAUAAGGAAGGGGUGCCUUAUAGUCAGUGGGAUUUGGCUAAGAAGGGUAGGAAAAUCGGGCUUGUGUUGCAUCGAAAGGUGCCCUUUCGUAGGACUGAUUACCCUGGUUAUUCAAACAAGCGCGCUGAUGGGUACCAUGCUGAUAACUCAUUUCCGUUGUUUCUUGCUUCCACCUUUAUAUUCCGCCCCAAGUAGGCGGGGAUGGGGGAGGUUUGGCGGGUGAUGGGCCCGCAAUGGGUGAUGUGGCAGGUGUGGAUUUUGUGUUGGACCCGCUCCAUCCCGGCCCGGCCCAUCCCCGCAUGCCCGUCCCAUCCUUGCCCGCCCCGCUUCACGUGUAAUUAGGUGAGUUUUCGAGGCUUCUUCCUGCAUUAUGAUAACUUGUGAAUGGUUGGGGCUGCUGAAAAUGUUGUGCACUAUGUUUGUACUCAUAUGAGUAAUAUCCUUGUGUUUGAGAUUAGUAUUGUAUGGUUUCGGAUUAACAUUUAUGUGAGAUAAUUAUUGGUAUGUGACUCUUAUUAUUCAUUGAUCAUUGACUGAUGGAUAAUUUGCAGUGGGUUGUUCAUGAUGAA